Talaromyces atroroseus is the source of this 4056-nucleotide messenger RNA. RefSeq lists its product as hypothetical. Gene Ontology annotation, cellular component: proteasome storage granule; proteasome regulatory particle, base subcomplex; nucleus. Gene Ontology annotation, molecular function: ATP binding; protein serine/threonine kinase activity. The transcript has 9 exons. The record is from RefSeq and is a predicted model, not a curated record. Lineage: Eukaryota; Fungi; Ascomycota; Eurotiomycetes; Eurotiales; Trichocomaceae. Gene Ontology annotation, biological process: proteasome-mediated ubiquitin-dependent protein catabolic process; protein phosphorylation. The coding region runs from base 1 to 4056 and encodes 1351 amino acids.
AUGGCGAAAGAAGGUCAGCGGUCAGCCGCUGCUGACAAGGGCAAGGGCAAGGUGGAUGAUGCUCGCGAACUGAAUGGCCAGAAGAAGGAUGCAAAGGACGACAAGGGUUCCAAGCUCGGAAAGAAGGAGGAUAAGGAUGAUGACCUACAGGAGGAGGAACUCAAUGAAGAGGAUCAGGCUCUCAAGAAUGAGCUUGAGAUGCUUGUCGAGCGACUCAAGGAACCCGACACGUCUUUGUAUCGUCCUACCUUAGACGCUAUCAAGAACUUUAUAAAGACAUCUACAUCAUCGAUGACGGCCGUUCCGAAGCCUUUGAAAUUCCUCCGACCGCACUAUGAUGAGCUCACCGAAUUAUACGAGAAGUGGCAAGCAGGAUCUGACAAGGAUGCUCUCGCAGACACACUUUCGGUUCUUGGAAUGACAUAUGGUGUGGAAGACAAGCUAGAGACGCUUAAAUACCGUCUUCUAUCGAAGUCUCCCUCCGAAGAUUUGGGUUCUUGGGGCCACGAAUACGUUAGACACCUUGCUCUAGAGAUUGGACAGGACUACCAGAACCGAUUGUCCGAAGAUAAGGACUUUGGUGACCUCACUGAGUUGGCUCUGUCUCUUGUCCCUUACUUCAUUACACACAAUGCCGAAGCCGACGCCGUGGAUUUACUCAGUGAACUUGAGAUGAUUGAGGAGAUUUCGAAAUUUGUGGACGACAACACAUACCAAAGAGUCUGCCUGUAUAUGGUGAGCAUGGUCAACUUGCUCACAUAUCCAGAGGACCACCAAUUCCUGCGCACAGCGCAUGAAAUUUAUGUCCGAUACAACAAGCUGACCCAAGCGAUCGUUAUUGCCAUUCGGCUCAAUGAUGUGGACCUUAUCAAGAGUGACUUCGCCGCUACAGAUGAUAAAGCAUUGAAGAAGCAGAUGGCCUUCUUAGUUGCUCGACAGCAAAUAUGGCUAGACCUACCAGGCGAUGACGAGGAAGACCAGGAAUUGGCGGAAUGUCUUAACAAUACUCAGAUCCCCACCCACUUCAAGGCCUUGGCGAAGGAGUUGAACAUCCUUGACCCCAAGAUGCCCGAGGACAUCUACAAGACACACUUGGAAAGCAGCAGAGGCGCAGGUUUGACGAAUGUGGAUUCUGCUCGGCACAACUUAGCCAGUGGGUUUGUUAACGCCUUCGCCAACGCGGGAUUUGGAAGCGACAAGAUGAUGUUAGUUGAGAGUGACAAGGGAUCCUGGGUGUGGAAAACGAAAGAUGACGGAAUGCUAUCAACUACUGCUUCGCUUGGUAUGCUGCUGCACAGAGAUGUCGAAGGCGGUCUAGACAAAAUCGACAAAUUCACAUACGCCCAAGAGGAUCAAAUUAAGGCUGGUGCGCUGCUUGCCAUCGGUAUUCUUAAUUCUGGAGUCAGGCUUGACUCUGAUCCUGCAAUGGCUCUUCUCAGCGAUCCAGAUAACAUUGAGAACAAAAGCAUUCCAAUGCGAGUUGCAUCUAUCAUGGGUCUCGGCUUGUCCUAUGCUGGGUCGAACAAGGAGGAUCUUUUGGAUGUUCUUCUCCCGAUUGUCGAGGAUGCAUCAUUGGACAUGCAGCUCUCUGCUAUGGCUGCCGUUGCCCUAGGAUUGAUCUUCGUUGGCUCUUCCAAUCAUCAAGUCUCGGAGGCUAUCGCUUACACACUCAUGGACGAGGAACGGCAAAAGCAGCUUAAAGACAAAUGGACAAGGUUCAUGGCACUUGGAUUGGCUUUGCUAUACUUCGGCAGACAGGAGGAGGUUGAUGUCAUCCUGGACAUUCUCAAAGCUGUUGACCACCCCAUGGCUAAACCCACAGCUGUUCUUGCUUCGGUUUGCGCGUGGGCUGGCACUGGCACUGUCUUGAAGCUUCAGGAACUCCUUCACACAUGUAAUGAAUUCAUCGAAGACAAGGAGGAGAACAAAGGUGAUGAAUUGGUUCAGUCAUAUGCUGUCCUCGGUCUGUCUCUUAUCGCUAUGGGAGAAGAUGUUGGUCAAGACAUGAUUCUGCGACAAUUUGGACAUUUGAUGCAUUAUGGCGCUAGCAACAUCCGGAAGGCUGUGCCACUUGCAAUGGGACUUGUGAGCCCCAGCAAUCCCCAGAUGAAAGUCUACGACACCCUGUCACGAUACAGUCACGAUAACGACAAUGAUGUUGCUAUCAACGCCAUCUUUGCCAUGGGUUUGACGGGUGCCGGUACCAAUAAUGCCCGUCUAGCGCAACUACUUAGACAGCUCGCCAGCUACUACCACCGUGAUCAGAACUCUCUCUUCAUGGUCAGAAUUGCUCAAGGUCUUCUGCAUGCGGGCAAGGGAACAGUUUCUGUCAACCCAUUCCACACAGACCGCCAAGUGUUAUCUCGAGUGGCUGCUGCAGGCUUGCUAACUGUUCUGAUCGCCAUGAUUGAUGCGAAGCAGUUCAUUCUGGCGGAGCAUCACUACCUUCUAUAUUUCCUCAUCACAGCAAUGCAUCCACGCUUCCUUGUUACCCUUGAUGAGGACCUGCAGCCUCUCACCGUGAAUGUGCGCGUCGGUCAGGCUGUGGAUGUUGUUGGUCAGGCUGGUCGACCAAAGACUAUUACUGGUUGGCAAACACAGAGUACACCCGUCCUUCUUAGUCACGGCGAGAGGGCUGAGCUUGAAGAUGAGCAAUAUAUCCCUCUCAGCAGUACACUUGAAGGACUUGUCAUUCUGCGCAAGUCGCCAUCUGGAAUUAUUCUCUGUGUCGAAUGCUUUGUAGAUCCCUUUGCGAUUGAAUAUCAGAAUCAGAAGUUGUUCCCAAUUAGAACCAUGAAGCUCGACGCAAAGGCAAUGCGGUAUCUCACCGCAGAGGACUUUCGAGUCCUUGCUGCUGUCGAGGCAGGAAGUCGCAAUCAUGAAGUCGUCCCGACUCCUUUAAUCGUGCAGUUAUCUGGCCUUCGAGGUGGCAGCGGUGUCCACAAGAGCAUUUCGAAUCUAGCCAAGAUUAACCUCAUUGCCAAAGUAAAGAAUGCUAAGUACGACGGAUACAGAUUAACAUACGGUGGUCUCGAUUAUUUAGCGCUCAACACCCAUCAAAAGCAGAAAAGCAUCUACUCAGUCGGAAACCAAAUUGGUGUUGGCAAGGAGUCGGAUAUCAUUGUCGUUGCCGCUUCCGACGGAUCGCAGCGUAUCCUCAAAAUCCACCGUCUCGGCCGUAUCUCGUUUCGCACUGUCAAGACGAAUCGCGAUUACCUUCGCAAUCGCAGCACUGGAUCAUGGAUGUAUAUGUCGCGACUCGCCGCGGUUAAGGAGUUUACUUUUAUGAAAGCACUUCGCGAAAAUGGCUUCCCAGUCCCGGAGCCCAUCGCCCAGAACCGACACACUAUUGUCAUGAGUUUGAUUGACGCUUUUCCCUUGAGACAGAUUUCCAAGGUUGGGAAACCAGCUGUUCUUUACGCGGAGCUGAUGGCUAUGAUCGUCAAACUUGCGCGCUAUGGUCUAAUUCAUGGUGAUUUCAACGAAUUCAAUAUAUUGAUCAAGGAAGAAACGGAUAUCAAUGCAAAGGGCAAGGCCCCUGAGAAUGCAGAGCCUAACGACGAUGAUAUACGGCUGAUUCCGAUACUAAUUGACUUUCCUCAAAUGGUCUCCGUCGACCAUGCCAAUGCAGAGAUGUAUUUUGACCGUGACGUGAACUGUAUAAAACGAUACUUCCAACGUCGAUAUGGGUUUACAAGCGAUGACCCUGGCCCGUUCUUCGCGGACGCAAAGAAACAGCUUAAGAAAAGUCCUGGAAAGCGGUUAGAUGUCGAAGUCGAAGCCUCCGGGUUCUCGAGAAAAAUGGCUCGAGAGUUGGAGAAGUAUAUGAAGGAAGUAGGAGUUGAUGGCGAUGCUGAAAAUGCCGAACGCAGUGACCUGGACGAUGGUGAAAAUGAGAGCUAUGAUGAUGACGAGGAGGAAGAAGAAGAGGAAGAGGAUGAGGCGCAGGAAGAGGAUAGCAAUGAAGAUGGUCGACCAGAGGCUGCAUCGACGGAUCGUGAUAUAGACUCGAGCACAAGGAGGAUAGACGACCUGAAAGUUUCUGACUCUGGAUAA